This is a messenger RNA of Vombatus ursinus (common wombat), 963 nucleotides long. RefSeq names its product transmembrane protein 262 (gene CATSPERH). The transcript has 3 exons. The record is from RefSeq and is a predicted model, not a curated record. NCBI's taxonomy places the organism in Eukaryota, Metazoa, Chordata, Mammalia, Diprotodontia, Vombatidae. Bases 601 to 951 code for a protein of 116 amino acids.
GGUGACCUCUCGGAGGGGCCGCAGAGGGGACGCGUGGCUUCCGAGGCCCCCCGGCUCUGAACUGACGCGACUACAGAAAGCCCUGAACGUCAGAGGCCGUUGGUCCGGUCUUCCUCUGAAGGCCCCCCCAUCUCUGUGCCCUCCUGCCUGGGGGCCUCCCGGCUCUCCCGGUGCUCUGCCUGGCUCCCUCCUCACCCUCUCCACCCCGUGGCGUUGCUCGUUCCCGUGAAGGUGUCCCAUCCCUCCCACGAGAAACUCCCACAGAGACGACUGAGUCCCGCUCAGCCACCCGGUGCUCUCCACCCCGGGCUCGGGCCUACAGGACAGAACCUUCCUGUUUGUUGAAUCACGGUGACAAACGGGGACCCCCUCGUGGAUUCUCGCGGGGAGCGCGGACUACCACCCGUGGGGGACUCUUCCCAACAACAGGGCAGGGACAACACGUAGGGAGCCCCACCCCCACCCCCAGUUCCGGUCCUCGAUCUUUCCAGUCACCUCUCGGUUCUAGAGCCCUCUGGCCAUUCUGGUGUCACUGUUCCUGCUCCCCCGGGUUCUAGAACGGCCCGCCGCCAGUGAGCUGUCUGGUCUGGCUCUGCUGCCAUGCGCUGGCGUGACAGGAUCAGCGUGCUCUUCUUCCCGCCGGGGGUGGUGCUGACGCUGGCAUCACUGAUGCUCUUGAUCCUGCACGUCGGCAUCUUCGCCAACGACGUGCACCAUUUCUGCAUCACCCGCCAAUUCAAUCUGAUGAGCUUCCGCAGCACCGUCAUCAUCCUGUUCUCACAGGUGAUGAGCAUCUGGUGGGCCUCCAUGGGGUCGCUCUUCGCAGAGUUGAUCGAGGACAAAAUUCUGAGGUGUUUCGCCCUGACCGUUCUGAUGCUCAACACGGUCAUGUUUAUCAACCGCCUGACCCUGGAGUUCCUCACCAUCACAUACCGGGAGGAGAAGCACUGAGACACUGGAGAG